AUGAAGGUUGUUAUAAUAGACACCAGAAAAGAAACCAGAAAAAAAACUCCAGAGAAGAAACCUGAAAAAAUAUCUGUAGAACCCAAGAAAGAGAUACCAGAGAAGAAACUAGAAAAGGUAUCUGUGGAACCCAAAAAAGAGACACCAGAGAAGAAAUCUGAAAAAUUACAUGUAGAACCUAAAAAAGAAGCACUAGAGAAGAAACUAGAAAAGGUAUCUGUGGAACAGAAAAAAGGGACACCAGAGAGGAAACCAGAAAAAGUAUCUGUGGAAUCCACAAAAGAGACUCCAGAGAAGAAACCUGAAAAAUUAUCUGCAGGACCCAAGCAAGAGACACCAGAGAAGAAAUUAGGAAAAGUAGAACCCAAAAAAGAGACACAAUUGAAGAAAUUAGAAAAAGUAUCUGUUGAACCCAAAAAAGAGACUUCAGAGAAGAAACCUGAAAAAGUAUCUGCAGAACCCAAGAAAGAGAUACCAGAGAAGAAAUUAGAAAAGGUAUCCGUGGAACCCAAAAAAGAGAUUCCAGAGAAGAAGCCUGAAAAAGUAACUGUAGAACACAAGAAAGAGAUACCAGAGAAGAAAUUAGAAAAGGUAUCUGUGGAACCCAAAAAAGAGACACCAGAGAAGAAACCAGAAAGUGCAUCUGUGGAAACCAAAAAAGAGACUCCAGAGAAGAAACCUGAAAAAGUAUCUGUAGAACCUAAGAAAGAAAUACCAGAGAAGAAAUUAGAAAAGGUAUCUGUGGAACCCAAAAAAGAGACACCAGAGAAGAAACCCCAAAAGGUAUCUGUGGAAACCAAAAAAGAGACUCCAGAGAAGAAACCUGAAAAAGUAUCUGCAGAACCCAAGAAAGAGAUACCAGAGAAGAAAUUAGAAAAAGUAUCGGCAGAAACCCAAAAAGAGACAGACAAGAAAAAACAGGAAAAGGUAUCUGCAGAACCCAAAAAAGAUAUAACAGAGAAGAAGCCAGAAAGGAUAUCUGUGGAAACCAAAAAAGAGAUACCAGAGAGGAAAUUAGAAAAGGCAUCUGUGGAACUUAAAAAAGAGACACCAGAGAAAAAAACAGAACCCCCCAGAACAGAACCCCAAAAAGAGCAACCAGAGAAGAGAUUAGAAAAGAUGACUGUGGAAACCAAAAAAGAGACACCAGAGAAGAAACCUGAAAAGUUAUCUGCAGAACCCAAAAAAGGUAAUCACUUAUCAGAAUUGUAUUUGUAAAAUGUAAAGGUUGUUAUGAUAUGAGUGAGGAAAGUGCAAAAAGAUAUUUUAAAUGAUUACAUCUAAUAUUGCUAUGCAGAGA
Rana temporaria (common frog) is the source of this 1300-nucleotide messenger RNA. Its product is annotated as muscle M-line assembly protein unc-89-like. The coding region runs from base 1 to 1218 and encodes 405 amino acids. The record is from RefSeq and is a predicted model, not a curated record. NCBI's taxonomy places the organism in Eukaryota, Metazoa, Chordata, Amphibia, Anura, Ranidae. The transcript is spliced from 26 exons.